AUGUUGGAUCUCAAGGGCAAGAAUGUGCUGGUGACCGGUGGGUCUGCGGGUCUGGGAGCUGCCAUCUGUGUCAGACUCGCCCAGGCUGGCUGCAACAUUGCAGUCAACUACGCCUCUAGGAAGGAGCCCGCAGACCAAUUGGCUCUGAAACUGCAGAAGGAGCAUGGCGUCAAGUCUGUUGUGCUGCAAGGUGACGUGUCCAAGUCUGGCGCUUGCUCUGAGUUGGUCGAAGGCACUGUCAGGGAACUUGGUGGUAUCGAUAUCGUCUGCUCGAAUGCAGGAUGGACGAAAGCUGCACCAUGGGAUGACCUCGAUGCAUUAUCAGAAGAGGAUUGGGACAGGACCUUUGCAAUGAAUGUCAAGGCACAUCUCUUCCUGUUCAAGGCUGCCAAGCCUCAUUUCUUGAAGAAUGCAGAUGGUGGUAGCAUGGUGAUUUCUGCUAGUGUCGCAGGCAUCAAGACAACAGGCAGUGCACUCGCUUACAGCGUCACCAAGACCGCGUCUCUUGCAUUGCAGCGAGGACUUGCUCUUCACCAGGGACCAAAAUGCCGUGUCAACUCCAUCAGUCCUGGUCUCAUCAUGACCGAAUGGGCAGAGAAGCAAUUUGACCGCCAAAAGAUGGACUGGGUGACGGCCAACACCCCAACAGGCGCCAUUGCCACUUUGGAGGACUGUGCUGAUGCUGUGCACUUGCUGUGUGCCAACAAGAGUAUCUCAGGGCAGACAAUUGUCCUGGACGGAGGCUUUACACUGCGCUAG
Messenger RNA from Protomyces lactucae-debilis, 759 nucleotides. RefSeq lists its product as uncharacterized. Lineage: Eukaryota; Fungi; Ascomycota; Taphrinomycetes; Taphrinales; Protomycetaceae. Gene Ontology annotation, molecular function: oxidoreductase activity. The record is from RefSeq and is a predicted model, not a curated record. The transcript has a single exon. The coding region runs from base 1 to 759 and encodes 252 amino acids.